CUGGAUUUGGGCACAUCCGGAAGUGAACAGGAUGAAAAUAGUCAGUUUUUCCUCGUUUUGCCGACAACGCUCAUCAUAAAACGCACACUGGGAUUUUGGAUUUCGGUUUCUUUAGUCUAGAAUAUGCCUGUUAAGCCGUCUCAAUGAAUAAACUGCGUAGAAAACACUGAAAGUCCGGUGCAAAGGGUAGUGACUGAUUAAUUUGUGCGGCUGCGUCCCAUCAAAGGUGACGAGCUUAAAUCAACGCUCGCUCACCUUAGGACUAGAUAAAGUAGGUCUAUGAGACGGUGAAUCAUGAGACUCACAGCCCCCCUGCGAGGCGUGGUGGUCCUGCUCCUGGCGGGCUUCACCUGGCUGCUCGCAAGCGCAUUAUUUGGAGGAGACGGCAGUUUAUCUGUGCGAAACAUCUUCACUGGCACAAGAGAGGAGCCAACCCAGUCUGAACCGCAUCCUCGGAGGUACAAAUGUGGACUUUCAGCACCCUGUCCUCCAAAGCAUUUAGCUUUCCGUCUGGUGUCUGGAGCUGCAAACGUCAUUGGCCCCAAAAUCUGCUUGGAGGACAAGAUGUUAGUGAGCAGUGUGAAGAACAAUGUUGGUAGAGGACUUAAUAUAGCUUUGGUGAAUGGGGUGACAGGUGAACUAUUGGAGACUAAAACCUUUGACAUGUGGGCAGGAGAUGUGUCCAACUUGUUGAAGUUUCUGCGGCCCCUUCACGAAGGAACACUUGUGUUUGUUGCUUCCUUUGACGAUGCUGCUACAAAACUGAAUGAUGAGUCUAGACGUUUGUUUGAGGAGCUCGGUAGUACAGCUGUGAAGGAGCUGGCCUUUAGAGACAGCUGGGUGUUUGUUGGAGCCAAGGGCAUCGAGAACAAGAGCCCCUUCGAGCAGGUAUGAGCCGACUCUCAGUCUGAUGCACAGGAUGUUGGUAA
This is a messenger RNA of Poecilia latipinna (sailfin molly), 929 nucleotides long. RefSeq names its product protein FAM3A-like. The transcript has 9 exons. The record is from RefSeq and is a predicted model, not a curated record. Bases 295 to 894 code for a protein of 199 amino acids. Lineage: Eukaryota; Metazoa; Chordata; Actinopteri; Cyprinodontiformes; Poeciliidae.